Anarrhichthys ocellatus (wolf-eel) is the source of this 1831-nucleotide messenger RNA. RefSeq names its product nuclear assembly factor 1 homolog (S. cerevisiae). Bases 49 to 1320 code for a protein of 423 amino acids. The record is from RefSeq and is a predicted model, not a curated record. Gene Ontology annotation, biological process: box H/ACA snoRNP assembly; ribosome biogenesis; pseudouridine synthesis. Lineage: Eukaryota; Metazoa; Chordata; Actinopteri; Perciformes; Anarhichadidae. Gene Ontology annotation, cellular component: sno(s)RNA-containing ribonucleoprotein complex. The transcript has 9 exons. Gene Ontology annotation, molecular function: RNA binding.
UGGCGAUGUUACACUGGCUAGGAGUUUCAUGCGGUGACAUGAGGUUGUAUGCAGCACGGAUUCAGUAGCCCCACCAACGAACAGAUGGAUGAAAACGUACCUGAGGAGAAUGGACAGAAGACACCAGUGCACGAGGAAGAGAUGGAGGUUACCAUGAUGUCGCAACUAGAAAAUGUCAUGGUAACACCAGUCAAUGCAGACACAUCAUCAAAUACAGAAAAGCAUCCAGAGGAACAAGGAGAUGUACAUGCAGACUCCACAGCAGCAGCGCUUUCUCUAGACGCUGUUUGUAAGACGGGGGCCUGUGAGGAUGAGGAUUCAGAUGAUUCAGACAGCUCUUCAUCCUCCUCUUCUUCUUCCUCUUCUUCUUCAUCCUCCUCUUCUCCCUCUGCCCCCAUUUUUGAGGAUGACGACGAGGGUUUCAGCCAACCAGCCCCCAUCAAGACCAGAGAUGAAGUCCUGCUCGAGGAGCUGCCAGCAGUGGAGGAGGUGUCUGUGUCGUUACCAGAAGAUGCAGAAUUGCAGCCUAUAGGAACAGUCUCCAGUGUUAUACAGCAACUUGUUGUAAUCCAGUCUCUGAAAGACACGCCCCCUCUGACUGACGACAGCAUCAUCUUUACGUCUGAUAGGCUGGCUCUUGGCAAGGUGUUUGAGGUAUUUGGUCCAGUGUCCAGUCCUCUCUAUAUUUUGCGUUUUAACUCUGUGGACCAGAUAAGCAGCAAGGGGCUGACAGAGGGACAGACUGUUUAUUACACCCCGGACAACAAAGAGUACACGAGUUACAUCCUCACACAACAGCUCAAAGUUUUUAAGGGAUCUGAUGCAUCCUGGAAGAACGACCAAGAGCCACCAAAGGAGGCCUUAGAUUACAGUGAUGAUGAGAGAGAACACGAAGCCAAGAGGAAAUUGAAGAACUCCAGAAAGAAGAAGGACAAUAACAGUCCAGAUAAUCCUGCCCACGUUACCCAGAACACCUCGCUGCAGCGUAAUGUCAGGGGUUUCCCAUCAAGACACGCAGGACCUCCACUCAGGCACCAGAACCCGAGGAAUAACCACCCACAGUUCAGCCACACACCCGCUCCACCCAGACACAUACACCCACCCCCCAGGCACACUAAUGUGCAUCCCAUGUACCUCCCCCCUCCCUGCCCUUACCCUCCUCCACCGUCUCACUUUUUUCCCCCACCCAACUUCCCCCUGUACCCCCCCCCUCCUCCUCCCUCUUACUUCAACCCGUCUUUCUCCUGUUCUCUCUGGCCACCAAACUCUGUGCCCUUCACUGACCCCCCUCCUCCUCCCCCCCCCCCUCCCCCCCAGUAAUGUACAUGUACACACUAACCAGAGCUCCUGCUGGUGAGUUGUUUUGGGUUGUCAUCUUUUUGUGGACUGUCAGACUGGACAAAUCCUGGCUGUGCUUGUUAACAGUUUGUUAGGCUCUACAAUCACGGAGUAUGAAAUAUUAACAUAGCUGAUGGAGCUCAGUAAUGUGCUGUCACCAGCAGUGCAGUGCAGACACUGCAGUGAUUUUAAGUUUAAAACUAUAAUUUUUCCCAUCUAGACCUCCUGAAGAGCCUUUGACUUUAUGUAAAUGUCAUGCUUGUUUUGAUUUUCACACUAAACACAAGUACUUGUUUUCUUUUCUAGCUCAACUGGGUACAAAUAGUUUUGAACAAAACAGACGUGGCUUCUUGACUCUUUCAUGAUUAUGAUUUUAAUGAGCUAGCAGGACUUGCAUAAGAACAAACAAAUGUGUGAUAUUAAAUAUAUCAUUAGACAGAUAAGAUAAAUGGAAAGUGUGUGUGUGUGUGUGUGUGUGUGUGUGUGUGUGUGU